AAGAAUUAUUAUUUAUGUUUUUAAUUGAAAUAAAAAGGUGUACAAAAAGGUGUAUUUUCGUGAACGUGCAUUUCCAUCCUCCUCGUCUCGUUUUCAUUUCCGAUGUUAUUUCUAAUUUUACGUUUACUUUAUCGAAUGAACCAUUUGAAUAAUAAUCACUAACAACAUGGCGACGGAUGAACCUACGGACCAAACAGAUCUGACGUGCGUAGAAGAAAGUCUUAUGAGCUUAGAAAAAUUAGAUCGAGCAUCACCAGAUUUAUGGCCAGAGCAAACGACCGAUGAAGUUCCAGGUGUCAACGAGUUUGUAGCUCAAAAUUCACCGCAAUUGGAGCCAGCCACUUGGGCAUCCGGAUUAACGGCAGAUGACCUAAAUCAGUUGCAUCAAUUGGGAAAUUUAUCCAUGACAGGACUCAUAUCAGAAGUCAAAAAAUUACACGAUUUGGCCUAUCAACUUGGCAUGGAAGAGGCUAAAGAAAUGACCCGUGGCAAAUAUUUAAAUAUAUUUAAACAUAAAUGAUAAUAGAGGCAGCCCUCGAGAUAUGAAUGGAAACGAACGAAUGUAAUAUAUGUAUGUAUUUCAAUUAGAUUUUAAGGCAAAUCAAGUUGUAAGUAUUCUUGUAUAAAGCGUUUAAAGAUUUUCUAAAAGCCA
Molecule: messenger RNA, 652 nt
Organism: Vespa velutina
Lineage: Eukaryota; Metazoa; Arthropoda; Insecta; Hymenoptera; Vespidae
Gene: lin-52
Product: protein lin-52 homolog
Exons: 4
Coding region: 167-520 (117 amino acids)
Biological process (GO): regulation of DNA-templated transcription
Cellular component (GO): DRM complex
Source: RefSeq, a predicted model, not a curated record